UCCCUUCUCAGAGGCGUCAGGCCAGCCACGCGCUCUCUGUUCCCACCCAGCUGGCCAGAUGCCAAGGGCAGGGCGAGGAAAACGUGGUACGAGCAGGAUGAACUAAAUUUGUGUUAAAAAGAAAAAAAAAAGCAAGCGGGGGCAGUCGGAAGAAGUCCUGAGCGCCAGGGAGACAGAUCGACUGCACUUCUGCCCAGCCCUGCGCUGCCAACAGCUUCCAGGAUGAGUUUCCUUCUCUUUGCGGUCACAGCCCUCCACGUUCUUAUCCUCAUCUUACUCUUUGUAGCCACCUUGGACAAGUCAUGGUGGGUUCUGCCUGAUAGAGAAACAGUGAACAUCUGGUAUGAAUGUUUGAUAGAAAACCAGCGCCAGAACUGGACAUGUCAUCCAGUGUCUGAUAGUAAAUGGCUUCAUGGAGUCCAAGCGUUCAUGGUUUUAAGCCUUCUCUUCUCCAGCUUGGCUUUCAUUAUUUUCAUGUGGCAACUCUACACGAUGAAGCGGGGAAGCCUGUUUUAUGCCACAGGAAUUUUCCAGAUAUUGACUGCUGUCUCGGUGUUCACAGCUGCCUUGAUCUACACUAUCCAUGUGGACACGUUCCAGCGUGGCCGAAUGCCUGGCGGCUCUUACGGUCACUGUUUCAUACUAGCCUGGCUGUCUUUUCCCUUGGCCCUCAUCAGUGGGAUUGUCUACAUCCACCUUCGGAAAAAAGAGUGACUGACAAUAGGGAAACCUCUCCGUUUAUCUUGGAAGGAGACUUGUUCUGCUUUCAAUUUAGCUAUGCAUUCAUUCUUUGCAGUUUUUGAAAGCACUCGUGGCACAAAAUUCUAUGCAAUGGGUAACUUGAUCCGUGGGAGUUCUUGCACUGUAAGUGCCUGAUUUUCGUUUUGCAUACGGGUAGUCCUCGACUUAUGACCACAAUUGAACCCAACAUAUCCGUUGCUCAGCAAGACAGCUUUGAAGUGAGUGGGGCCCCAUUUUAUGAUCUUUUUGCUACAAUUGCUAAGCGAAUCACUGCAGUUAUUAAAUGAAUCAUGUGGUCCUUAAGGGAAUCCAGCUUCCCCAUUGACCUUGUUUGCCAGAAGCCAGAUGGGAAAGAUACAAAUGAUGAUCAGAUGAUCCUGGGAUAGUGCAACUGUCAUAAAUACAUGCUAAUUGCGAAGCACCCAAAUUUUGAUCAGGUGACCACGGGGCCCUUAAGUAUGAAAAACGGUCAUAAGUAACUUUUUUUUCAGUGCUUUUGUAACUUCAAAUGAUCAGUAAACAAAUGGUUGUAAGUCAAGGACUACCUGUAUUUUUAUAUACCUCCCAUGAUAUGGGAAGUUAAAGGUGUGCCAUCAUACACUGGGCAUUGCUUUAGUCUCUGAGAGGUUACCAUGAAAUACAUGAAUAUUUUGCUGGCAAAAUGAUAUGACAUGCCAUCCUAUCAGCCUAUUCUCCUAAUAUCUGGAGAAAGGUUUGCUUCUUCUUUUUUGUAAUUAUGUACAUGUAGAUUAUAGUCCCCUUUUACUUUUGCAAAUGAGGGAACAAUAUAUUCCUCCUGUAGUGUUUUUUUUUUAAAUAAUAAUAAUAAUCUCCCUUUUUGAUAACCUGCAGUAUGGCAGUCAACCCCUCCAACUUUUUUUAUAAAAUCAAUUUUUAUUUGAAAUACAUAUUUUAAUGGGAAAAACAUGAAGAUGCAUUGGUAGUGCAGAUAUAAAAUAUAUUUCUUUUUUAAGUUUCCGCAAAUGGAAGGCAAAUUGAAAUACAAUGUAAAAGGAUUCUCGUGUUUGUUUUUUAAACUCAUUUUAAAAUGGUGGUUAAAUAAGAAUCUGUUUUAUAAUUUGUUGGUUUUAUUGCAGAUACUUCUGUCUUUUCACAUUUGCCUCUUGGGAGAUAAAAUACUGUGUGGAUAAAAUUCCUAUUAAAUUGCAGUUGGAAAAAUCACUUUAAAGUUUGAAGAACAAGCCACAGGAGUCUCUGCUUAUUGCAUGUUCAGAAAAGUUUUGAAUAAUCUUUUAAAAAGUGUUCUCUUAUUAUUGUAUAUGUAGGAGCAUUUGUGAGGGAGGUCAAAAAAAUCAAGAUGGCAGCCAUGACUGCAAUUGAUCCUUUUUGUAUACAGCACUGAUACAAAAUUAGUGAGCUUCAAUUAUGUACUUGCUAUUGUACAGCCAUUUCUACUUUAAAAAAAAAAAAAACCUCCAUUCCCACAGAUUAGCUUCAUCCAAUCUUUGGAAUGCUUCCCUUUCAGAAUAUUCUACUUAGGAAAAAGUCAAUAGGGAAAAUAAUUACUUAUCCCACAAUAGAUUUGUGGGAUAAAUAAAGGAUUUGUUCAAUGGGAUAUUCUUUAUUUUGUAUCUAAGAUCUUUGUUACUAUUUCUUAAAAUAGUACAGGUAGUCCUCAUUUAGCAACCAAAGCUGGGACUGGCAACUCAGUAAUUAAGCAAAACAGUCACUAAAUGAAAACACGACUGCUUGUGAUCUUACUUCAGCUUCCCUUUGCUUUACAAAUCUGUAAAGGCCAUAAACAUAGAGAAUUGACUGCAAAGUUAUUUUUUCAUCACCAUAACAACUGCGAAUAGACACUAAAUGAGGUGGUCGCUAAACAAGGACUACCUAUAACUUUCAGUAACUUUAUUCAAUGAGUUACAACCAAUUGUAACAAUCUAUUCGGUGGAUAUACAUUGGCAACAGUAUUUGUUCUCACUCACAUUAAAAUACAUCAGGUUUUUGUUUUUUUCUAGCUUUUUCCAAAUGUUUCUCCCUAUAUUCUCAACCUCCUGGCUGAGAAUUACAGGGAUUGUAGGCUGAAUAUCCAAAAAUCUGCAGUUUAAGGAAUGUUCACAAAAUUAUACUUGUGUACCAUCUUUCUUCAACAGGUUUGCUUUUCCUUCAACUUGAUUGCUAGUGCCAUAAUUGAUGGUUCUACCAAUGUCCCUUUUUGUCUUCUUCCAAUGGCUUUUAUAUUUUAUACUUAUUUUAGAAAUUAAAAAGCAAUGAAAAGA
This is a messenger RNA of Crotalus tigris (Tiger rattlesnake), 2981 nucleotides long. RefSeq names its product epithelial membrane protein 3 (gene EMP3). NCBI's taxonomy places the organism in Eukaryota, Metazoa, Chordata, Lepidosauria, Squamata, Viperidae. The coding region runs from base 223 to 714 and encodes 163 amino acids. The record is from RefSeq and is a predicted model, not a curated record. The transcript is spliced from 5 exons. Gene Ontology annotation, cellular component: plasma membrane.